Messenger RNA from Dictyostelium purpureum, 1185 nucleotides. RefSeq lists its product as uncharacterized. The record is from RefSeq and is a predicted model, not a curated record. The transcript is spliced from 5 exons. NCBI's taxonomy places the organism in Eukaryota, Evosea, Eumycetozoa, Dictyosteliales, Dictyosteliaceae. Bases 1 to 1185 code for a protein of 394 amino acids.
AUGAAUAUUAUUUUAUUAAACUCUCAAAGUUGUAUAUUUUUUAGAUUAAAAGGUGUCGAUGUAUAUGGUCUUAUUCAAAAAUGUUUUUUGCAUAAUGAAAUUUUGGGUAUGGUUAAAAGAGAAAUAAUGGAAACAAUUAAACUUUUAGGCGAAAAGGGUCAGAAAGUUGCAAGAAAAUUAUUUUCAAACCUACCAACAAUAAAUGGUGUAAAUUUAAAAAAUUUUAAAUAUAAAUAUUUUGUUGGAAAAGAUUUUAGAGCAUUAUUAGAAGUUUUUUCAAUUAUUCUUUCAGAAAUAAUUAAUGAGCAUUCAAUUAAAUCAAAGAUUUUAAAUGGUUUAAUGGUAUUCCAUAUUGGGUAUCAUUAUAUCAAAGAUUUAGAAAGAAACAUUAAUCCAAUUGGUAAUACUGGUCAAUAUAUGGAAGCAUUAAGAUUUCAUAAACGUGUGGAAACAAAAAAGAAAUCGGAACCUGAAGAUAAAUUAAUCUUGGAGCAGGCUGAAAAAUUGUUUGAAAAAUAUAUUGAUUUAAAAUAUGAUAAUAUUUCAAUUGUUAAAGAAGUUUUUUUUAAUGACCAAUUUUAUAAAGAAGAGAGUUUUAUUUCAGUUCAACUUGAAUCAUCUCGAAAUGUAAUAUCAGAAAAAGAAAGCACAAUCAAAUAUUCCUCUAUAGUUCCAUUGAGUGCUUUAAAUAACUUGGUAUAUGAAUGGAAAAUUAAUCCAGAAGUUUACAAUAAAGCUUUCACGAUUAUAGAUUAUUUUGGUGAAAAAAAAUUUUAUUUACCGGCUCAAGAUCCAAGUGAAACAAUUUCCUCUGCAACUCAGAAAAAAAUUAAAAAUUUUAAAUCAUCAAAUAAUUCUUCAAUUUCAAAAACCAACCUUUCAAUCAAUCAAUCUUCCAUAAUCAAUAAUAGUUUUAAUUUAGCAUUUUAUAAACUCAGUAUAAAUAAUUUUUCAUAUCAAACAUAUAUUUAUAUUGAUAAAAUAAAAAAAGAAAACAAAAUUCAAUUUCAUUGUAAUGAAAAUAAAAUUGAAUCAUUCCAUAUUGGUUUAAAAUCAUUGUAUCAAUCAUCAGAUGAAAAAACCAAAACCUCAUUAAAUAAUAUUGAAACCGAUGACACACAAAAUGAAACCAUUAGUGACUAUUCAUAUAGUGAAGAAUCUUCAAAUAGUGAAGACAGUGUUUAA